AUGAUUGUGAGCAGAGACAGCUUUGGAAGGAAGCCAAUGAAGCUUGUGCUUCAGGCCAUCCAAUAUUAUAAUUUUAAACGGCCACAAACGGACAGAAAAGACAGAAGAGACGGUUCUUCUGGACACUCUCUCUUGCUUCCCGUUCCCGUCCAAUCUUCUUCGGGAACGAUCGUCUCCUCUCUUCCUCACUUUCGAUCGAUAAUACUCAGGAGUCAAAGUUCAAGCAGGGAGGCCCUUUGUGGUAUUGUAUGUCUUCUGUUGUUCGUAUUCCCACAACUUGCUCCCAAGGGGAAAUUCAUAGCAUUUGUGUUGACCGACGCAGAGACUGACAACCCUCAAACCGAGCUGAAGCCUGGAAUCGACCCUCUUGGUCAAGUUGAUGAGCUGUUCUUCGAGAUCUAUGAUAGAUACGAGCCUGUCAAUAAACCCACUUUGGACAACUGCUGCAUUUCAACGAGUUAUGAUGCUACAACACACAUUGAUACUACUGUUGUUGAUGUGCUGAACAUGUAUAAACUUAUCACCGGCAAGGUAAUGCUCCAGAUUCUUACAAAUAUUUGUUUGAUUUUUUCAUUAACCCCACAUCUUAUGCGAGCUGUGUCUGUUUCUUUCUUAAGACAAAAUAUUUGUUUUUGUCUGUUUAAACACAAAAUCAGUUUGAUCUCCUCAUGUUCCUGGUUUAGCAGUGUCUGUUUCUUUCUUAAGACCAAAAUGUUUGGGGUGUCUUACAUAAGAAUGCUCUUGUCGUUGAACAAUCCUCGUCUUAAUCUGAGUCUUGUCACAUUCAUAGUCGCAUCAGUUUUUUUCAAGACUUGAGUAUUGUUGAGCAGCCAUUUUGAUAUUGAUACUCUUUGACCCUUUUUGUUGCAGUGGACUUUCCAUCCAUUCAUCUUGAAAAGCAAAAAGAUAUACACUGUCUUGAUAUAGUGUAGAGUUCUAGCAUUCU
Messenger RNA from Brassica oleracea var. oleracea, 946 nucleotides. RefSeq lists its product as uncharacterized. Gene Ontology annotation, cellular component: cytoplasm. Lineage: Eukaryota; Viridiplantae; Streptophyta; Magnoliopsida; Brassicales; Brassicaceae. Bases 1 to 816 code for a protein of 271 amino acids. The record is from RefSeq and is a predicted model, not a curated record. Gene Ontology annotation, molecular function: Rab GDP-dissociation inhibitor activity. Gene Ontology annotation, biological process: small GTPase-mediated signal transduction; protein transport; vesicle-mediated transport. The transcript has 4 exons.